Lymnaea stagnalis (great pond snail) is the source of this 12427-nucleotide messenger RNA. The record is from the annotation of a GenBank genome assembly. NCBI's taxonomy places the organism in Eukaryota, Metazoa, Mollusca, Gastropoda, Lymnaeidae.
AACUUAACUAAGUGACUCUCCAUCACACAACUAAUAUAUAAUAAAGCUGGUAAUACAUUAGCAUAAAUAACCUCAACCUGAGGAGUUACCCCUUCACCAUGUAGUUACGCCUCUUAGAACUACUUUUAUUCGUUCCUGGUUUCAACCCGGAAGGUCUAUUCAUAGUUCAUUUUCAUACGAAUGGGAAUGUGAGUUUACAGCAGAAGUGCGCGUUAUAAAAUAGCUCGUUAUGUUUCCUUGACAUAUCGCUGACUUGGUAUUUAAAAAUCAUGAAAUUGGUAAGCUUUAUCAAAAAUAUGUUUUACGUUUUAUAUCCGAUUAUUGCGCACUGUUUCAUUCAGUUAAUGUACUAUUUUAAUACUAUUAUAACCGGUAGUGAACAAUCACGUAUAUCCGAUUUUUUUAAAAAUGGAAACUGGCAUUUUACCUAAAAGGAACACACUAAAGAAAAAUAAAUGUAAAAAAUACUUUAAAAAUUUAACAUGAGCGUUUAAACUAUUUUAUAAUUAUAAUGUGUCACUAUUCUAUUUUAAAGUUUUUAUUAGUUACAAUGAAAUGUAUAAUUAAGAAAACGAAAAAAAAUAUAUUCCCGAAAAUAUUUACAAUACAGGCCUAUUUUUAAAGGCAUUUAAGCCACGUUAAACAAGUGAAAUAUUUUUUUAUGAUUAAUUACAUUAUUUUUUAGAAAUAUUUGUACAUUUUAACUUGAAGAAACCAGUGGUGCGUGUUAAAUAGUCAAUUAAAGAUAAUGAUCUAAAGUAAGCUUUAGAUGAAACGUUACUAGGAUUAUCUUAAUUUAAUGUUCAUUUUCGGGAUUAUUUGAAUAAAAAUAAUUAAUUUUAUUUCUGUUCCUUUGUGAAAAACAACUACUAUUUACCAGGAAUAAAAGUAAGUUUUAAUAAUAUUUUUAAAUAUAUAAAUAUAUAUAAUAAAUUUGCUAAUUUUUUUUCAAAUCAAUGAUACUGAUUACUUUAUAGACAGUGGGGUAGCUAGAUUAAUAGCCUUCGGGGAGGGACAUUUUGUUCACCCCUCCGAUGAUAAAUAACUCUGCAUUUGGUUGGAGAACACCACCCUUCAAUAUAUAGAAAAGAAAGUUCCAACCUGAGCUAGAGCCCCCCAUCCACACCCCUCCCCAGGUCAGUGAUCUUAGAUCAUUUAUUAACUAUUGCAAUAGUUUCAAAGCAAGGCCAUAUUUUAAACUAUGUUUUAUUUUAAAUCGCUACAGACCGAAACUAAUUAUUACUAAAAUUCGGAAAAAUAUAUACAUUGACAAAUGAUACUCUCAUUUGUUUACUUAUUUACUAAGCUAAUUUUUUUUAAGUGGAAAAUUUUAACAGAGAGCGUUAUCUAAAAUUGAUAUUAUAACUUAAAUGACACAAGUCAACUCUAUUCUUAUGCACGCUUUUCCUAUCAUCCUCUGGCAAAGAGUCAUUUCUUUAUAAUGGUUACCCCUUUAAUUUUUGUAGGCUAAAUAUGUAUAACAUUUUCGUAUUUUAAAAAAAUAUUUGUAUAAAAAAAAAUCAACUUUUCUUUUCUAAUCUCAUUUACAAACUAUAUAUUCUCUUGUAGAAUCUCGAAUAUGAGGACACGACAUUGUGCUUUUACAAAUCAUGAAUUAUUUGAUCAAGCUCCUAUCAGUAAUAUGUCUAUUUGGUAAGUAAAUGAAUACUAUCAGCUAUUUGUAUAUUUUGGUAAAUUAAUAAUUAUUGUCAACCUUUUUGAAAAAAGUGUAUCGUGUUUUUACAAAAAUUGCUAAGAAAAAAUGUGAAAAAAAACCAACAAAAUAAUGCGGCUGUUGACUUGUAUUUCUAGAAUCUAUAGAACAUAUAAAAGAAAAAAAAAGCUACCUUCAGGUUAUUUGAACAGCGCUGUUAAAAGCAUAACUGCUGGACAUCAUACUUGACAUGUCCCCUGAACAUCUGCAAAGGAUUUGUCAAUUAGAUAAAAUCUUAUAGUUAACACAUUUUAAAUGUUAACGUCGAUAACAUGUUUAAAAGAUCAGUGAAAAUUUACAGCAGAUAACUUCCUUUUCAAUAUUAACACUUACCACUUAUUAAGUUUAGGCCUAGACCCAUGCAUACAAGUAAAGGUGGCACAACGUAGGAGUUCAGAGAGCAUUUUCUAAGAUAAUCAAACUUUUAAAAAAUGACAAAAAUAUUAACAGAAACUUCCAUUAAAAAAGAUAUAAAACUAUUUUUUUUCUGUUGAUAUGCAUUGAAAUGCCAUUAGUUUUUACAUGCCAAGCUUUUCUCUAAUGCAAACUAAAUUUUACUAGAGAUGAACAAAAUCAAGUAAUCGAUCAGCUUUCUUGUGUUAGCCAAUGACUUUCUAAAUGCAGCUGGGCCUCUGCGACUUGCAGUCAUUUAAUUUGCAACCAAUAACUUAAGCAUUGUUUUACAUGCUCUUUCUGCGUACAUAAAAAAAUAAUGAAAAAGGGUGCUCUGUGGGCUACGCCCUACCUUUUUAAGAGUAUAUGUACCCUGAUAUGGCUAAGAGAAUUCACUGAAUGGCUGUUUUUUUAACUAGGGAAAUACUUAUAUAUAUAUAUAUAUAUAUAUAUAUAUAUAUAUAUAUAUAUAUUAUAUAUAUGUCUUUUACUCAUAUUUUUUUAUUUUUAUGUUUAAAAUUUACAUUGAAAAAAAAUUUUUUUUUUAUAUAUAGAAAUAUAUAUAUAUAUAUAUAUAUAUAUAUAUAUAUAUAUAUAUAUAUAUAUUAUAUAUAUGUCUUGUACUCAAAUUUUGUUAUUUAUGUGCUGAAAAUUUACAAUGAAAAAAAAUACAAAACAUAAUUUCCAUUUGUUUUAGAUUAAUAAAAGAAUCUUAUCUUAUCUUAAUAAUAGAUGUUGUCAAUGAAAAUCUUUGAAAACAUGGACAAUUUUAAGGUAGUCGAUGAAAUGUGUGUUACUAUGAUAAUAUAACAAAUUAUUAAAUAUAGCUAUGUCUUUAUUCAUUUACUAAUGUACGAAUCAUAAAAUCCUUAGAAAGAAAUAUUUUGUUCAUUUACUCCUUUUAUAGCUUUUAUAUAUGGUAAGAAAAUAACACUGCUUGACUAUGGCCUUGAACCCAAUACGAUAAACUGCACACCCGGUUAUGCUAGCAUCAACCAUACAAUUGUGUUGACAUGUCUGGUGAAUUAUUCAGAAGAUGAAUCAAUCAUUCACGUGCAGUUCCGCAUACAAAAUGUUAUUGAUGGCAGCUCCACCCAUGUGAGUGUUACUUAAUGUCAUGUAAUGUUAAGUUUAACAAUUUACAUGUUUAAUUGAUGCUAAUGGCUACUAAAGGUUUGAUCCUAAGCAUACAUAAAUCGAAAACAAAUACAUUUGUGUCUAAUUAGCCCGAACAAAAUUAAAACUGCAAGUAAAAAAUAAAGUAAGAUGAACAACUCAUUUACAUCUUCUCAAUUUGUUAAAUUAAAAAAAAACAAAAAAACAACAACAACAUUUAUUUGUAGUGUAAUAACUAUUUGAAAAAAAAAUCUAAACUUGAAUUUAACGUUAUUAACUCUCAAAAGACGGGAGAUUGAAAAAUCGGUCAUAUAUGGCGGGUGAAAAAAAGGACCCCUAAUAUAUAUAUAAAAAUAAUAUUAAAAGGCGAAAAUAAAGAUUUAUUAUUUUGGAAUGUUAAAUUUCUAUUUGGCAAGAAAGAAAAAUCGUUUAUUUUACUAGUUCUUGAAGAAAUCUGGUAGCAACUUGUCCAUUCAUAAAUUUUCCUUUUCGCCAUUUACUCAUAUUUUGCCACAAUUCCGGUUCACUGUUACUACACUCUAAAACAUUGCUAUGGAAUCUGAUUCUGAUUAUAAGCUUGAAAUGGACAACUAUUCUUACUUAGAGGAAUAUUUUUGAUGAAGAUAGCACUUCAUAUGUGUCUGAUACCGAGAAUUGUGUAAAUUAUCAUCAUAAUAAUAGCAUCCAAGGUUUGUUUACUUUUUUCAUUCAUACUCAACUCACGCAUACUGUGAUACUUCUUAGCACUAUUAUUAGCCCUAACAUUAGUUUUAUUCAAGUUCCAGUAGUAUAAAAUUCUUAAAUAGAUUAAAUUAUUUAUUUGUUUGAAACUAAUUUGUAGUUAUACAAUUAUUUUAAUAUUAUUACGUUUCAGUUAGCAAAAUGUAAACAAUGGUUCUCAAGGCCAAGGCUAUUAUUACACUGUAACAAUCAGCUGUGUUCCCUUUUCAAUGAAAACUUGAAGUAAAAGUAAUUUAGGCAGAUUGUUUAUUAUUUUGAAUUCUUUUUAUUUAUAUUUUAAUUUUUUUAUUUUAGCUAAACUAAUUUUUUUUAAAAUAUUUUGACAGCAUCUAUGAAGGGCAGAUGUCAAACAUAGUCAAUACAAUGGGUUAUGAUGACAAAAGACUGUGGGACUCUUUGCUGCAUUUAGACCAGAGGUGAAAAGCACUAUUGCUUCCUGAUGUUAUAACAAGAGAGGAUAUAAGGAGAUUUUAAAAGCAAAUUGACAUUUUCAACCUCUACUUUACUACAGAUUUGGUUGGUUAUUAGUAAGCCUUGUGCGCAGGACAAUGGACCGCAGAACUUUUGUGUUUUCAAAAAUUGGUACCAUUAUAACAUCAUUGAAGGGGAGUUUUAUCUACUAAGUGGAUUUAUUAUGAAUGCAGGACUUAUCAAGCUCUUAAUUUUACAAGAAAUGUCCAGGAAAUCCUUUUAUGAUGGACAAUGAGCAAGGCCAUUAGUACUAAGGACAUAUUCAAGGCUAUAUUGAGUUUCCUAAAAGUUUCUGAUACUGAAAAUAAAGGAAACAUGCUGUGUACAAUUGGGAGACACUUCUGUAUCUCAAUGCAAAAUACAAUCAACUGUAUCAGCAUCAAGAAAAUGUAGCAAUUAAUGAACAAUUUAGGGAACAAUUGACAUAUUUGAUGAUAAACCUGAUACUGUAAAGCCCGAAAUCUUUACAUCGUGCGCCGCAACAUGACAAUAACAAAAAAUGUAAUUGUGGGUUACCAAAACAGGGUAAAAUGGUCAGAGCAUAUGUCACAGGCUUUGUUUUUGAUACAUUUUUAUGUUUUAAUAAAUAAAGAAAUUGUUUUCAAGAAUUUUUAUGCAUGGUCUUGGCGAAGGAUUAUAUCCUUUGAUCGGUAUCUCGGGGAUGCAUAAAAAAUGUUUAUUUAUUAAAAUGUGCCUUUUUUCUUAACUUUUCUUCUCAAAUAAUACUUACUAAUAACCCUCUAAAGGAUAAUAUGAUGCAGUAUAUGUUUUCCUUUGAAAAAAAAAAUUAUUAUUAUUUUUUGAAAAUAAUUUUGACUUUUUGAGCAAUAUUUCCUUGAAUGAUCUGUUGCCUACAAAUAGUCAUAACUUUUUUAUUUAUGAGUCUAUUCUUUUGAAAUUUGAAUAUGUUUUAUAGUAUUGAACACAUUCUAAUAAAUUAUCAAUUUUAUUGAUUUAAUUGGAAACACUUUUUUUUUUCCUUCUUUGUAAAACUGUGAUGUUAUGUUUUUGUCGACUUAAAAAAAUAUUUUUUUUGCCUAAAAAUAAUAAAACAUCAAAUUUAGCAAGGAUAUUUUGAACAAACACCAAGUAUCAAUUAAAGAGCAUCCAAUUACCUUUAAAAUGAUAUAUAAUACUUGGAGGUAGCUACAAAAUUACAGUCACGAGACACUUUGAAGAAUAAGAUAUAUUCAAGGUCAUUAAAAAAUGGAAAAAUCUACAGUCUUUUGAGAGUUAAGUAAACAUUGUUUUCAAUAACAUACUGAAUGUUAUAUGUAAAAAAAUUCAAAUUUAAAAAUAAAAUUUGAAAGAAAAAAAAAAAAGUCAAUGGCUCAGUAUUAGAUGAAAGUAAAUUAGAAAUUUCAGCGACGAUUUUUGUUUUUUUCUGUUAACACACAAUUUCCAUUUUAAAGGGUCAAAAAAAAAUUCACUGACUUUAUUGCAGUUGAGUGACUUCAACAUUGCAUCAAAUUGUUUGCCGAACGUGAAAUCCCCUGACUGUGUUAUUGUUGGAAAAGGUGCUGUAAAGAUUACUGUCAAAGUAGAUGCAUCACAAGAGAACAGCGGCGUCAACAUUUACGCGCGUUUAUUUGGAGAGGACCGUACAGAUUCAGUACAAAGCAACACUAUUAAACUACCAGAAAUAACAGGUAAUACUAAUUUAUUUCGAUUGAAUUUGAGCGUCAUAAGCUAUUUGUUAUCAAAAGCUUUAUACACUAUUAAAUUAUGAAUAAUACAGAAAUGCUAUAAAUGCAUGUUUCAGUUAGUUAAGAAUAAAUUGAAAUCUUUUGAAAACUGAGAAACAGCAUCUUCACAUGGUAGAUUUUGUUUACUUUUUCGGUUUGUAAAGUUAGGUUUAUAGAAAUUUCUUUCCAGUCAUAUGUUUUCAGUGACCAUGAAGCUUGGGGCGGGGGUGGGGGGUUUGCUAGAAUUCGACUCUCAUGACAUCGAUUUGUUAAGCUGUGUUAUUCCAAGUAAAUAAUCUCACACCCGAAUUUCAGUUGAUGAUAACACUUCAUGUCUCUUCAAAAAUUAUAACAUUUAAUCAACUUGUAAUCACAAAUAAUUUGAAAGAGUAAAAUCUUUGUGGGAAAUUAUCUUUUUUGUUUUUUACUUUUAUUUAAUUACCAAUACAAAUUUGAAUUUAUAAGUUAAAACCUGUGAUAUAUUUUAAUGACGAUCAAAUAAUAUUUAAUAGAGAUUCCUAAUCAAUUAGAUUUUUAUAAGAAUAGACUAUAUUUAAAAACGUCAGUAGUUUUAUUAAGAUUUAUAUUAUUUCACUACAAACUUAAAUAAAUUUUCCCUUUGUCAGUUUUAGAGGCUACUCUCAGGUAAUAUUGUGAUAGAUAAAUGAAACGAUUAAAGCCUGUGUCAUCUGGUCAUCGAGAUAAAACUUUAAAUUACUGGAUUGCCAAGGACAUUAAAAAUUACGUGACAUGCGGUCACUAUUAGGUAACAAAGAAUUAUUAAUACAUUCAUAUCAACUCACAGGACAAGCCAAAAUGUCCGGUGACUGUAGGUGUGAGAAAGUUUUAAGGGAAAACAUAAUUAAUGCUUUGAAAAAUGAAAUAAAAACGUGAAAGGGAAUAAGUAAAUUGUUUUGUUAUAAACUUUGAAUAAUUCGAACAUGGCGCAUCAAAUCUAUUUGUUAAAUUGAAAUGGAUGCUGAGCCAUGUUGUUAGAUAUGACUUUUUAGCUUCGCUCAAAUAUAAUGUAAGUGUUUGCGAUUUCACCAUUCUGAACAUUUUACUGAAUAACAUAAAAUCUUUAAACAUGUAUUAGAAUAUUACAUUGUUUAUGGUAAAUGCAUUUAAAAAAAAAAUUAAUUUACAAAUAAAGAAUGCAGAUUUAAAAAAUAUAUAUUACAAGAAAAUAAACAUUUUGUUGUAAUAACUAUUCGUAUAUUUAUAUAUAUGUAAAUAUAUUUACGUUUAAAACCCGAUGCUUUUUGGUAACUAAUAAAUAAGAAAAAUGUAUAUGCUAAAAUUGAAUUAAUAGACAAAUAUCUUUUCUCCUGUCCAUUAUUUGAAAUUUAGCAUACUUGUCCUAAUAUUUCAUUUAAACAAUGUGAAUGCAGUCUAUCAAUUAUUUGCUUUUUGGUAAUCAUUUCGUUCCGUAUUUUAUAUUUAUAAAUAGAGAUCGGUUCCGAAUGCAACAUCACAACAGAUAAUGGUGGAACUUUCGAAAACAUUGGUAAAGCGACAAACUAAUUUAAAGCAUAUUAAAAUAUUGGCACAAGUGGAAAAAAAAACCUAGCUUCGUAAUUUAUCAUACAUUGCAACUCAGUGUACAAAUUCUUGUCUAAGUAAUUUUUACAACUAUUAGUCACUGUCAUAAUAUGUUUUAAUAUAUAUAUUAUUCUAUAUUAGUUUAUAUUUAAUCUGAACAUUCAGAUAUAAUCUAUUGCAUUAUAAGUAACAUUAUUUUUUAUUAUUUAAAACAUCAGACUUCACAAAAUUGGUGUACGGAAUGAUACCGAGUAUACUUUGUGUUGGUGGGCUCGUUGGUCUUAUUACCUUUUGCUGGUAAGGCAACAUUGGUUAAUUAAGAUCAAAUGGGAAUUUACGCAGUAAGUUUCUUCUGUUGAUAUUUAUCUGGUCCGGAGUUUUUUUUCAGCUAGUAGACGGCAAGUCGCUAUUCUCUCUGUAGACUUAGAUAUAUGUUGCUGUUUUUAUAUUAACUGGACUGUUGCACUAUGUUAAUUCUACAACUUAAACUAAUUCGAGCAUUAAAAAAUCAAUAUUCUAAAAUUAAAAAAAAAGUUAAUACUCGCCUAAAGUAAUGAAAAUAUCCCAAAUUUGUUCACAUAAUAAGAACUUGAUUAUUUUAAACUGUUAAAUGAAAAUCAAAUUAUAAUAUCAAAAUUUAAAAAAAAAAUAACUUUUAAGGCAAAUUAGUUUUUUUGUAACUGAUUAUUUAUAUUAUGUAUAUCAUAUAUAUAUAUAUAUAUAUAUAUAUAUAUAUAUAUAUAUAUAUAUUUUUUUUUAAAAAAAAAUAUAAUAUAAAAAAAUAAAAAAAAAAAAACUUUUAAGAAAAAUGAUUUUUUUUGUAACUAAUUAUUUAUAUUAUAUAUAUCAUAUAUAUAUAUAUAUAUAUAUAUAUAUAUAUAUAUAUAUAUUUGUUUUACUGACUGAAAAGUAAAGUAUAACUAUAAUAAAGAACCUAGUAUGUGGCCAAAAGAAAUGUUUUUUCUCUACAGGCGAAAAUGUCGCAAGCACCUUCGUAGCAGCGAAGAAAAGGUAUGCGGAUACUUAGUACGAUUAUCAAAAAACAUUGAAAACAAAAUAGGCUUGCUAUAGAAUAGUAUCUUAUGUUAUUCGUAUGAUACUAAUCCAUGGAACUGAAUAGAACAAAAAUUUUGUAUUCUAAGAGUGUUUACAGGGCACUUAUUUCAAUGUUAGUAAAAUCGUCAACAGUUGCAGAAUAUUGUUUUAGGUGAAUUAAAUAGACGAGACUUUUCACCAGUUAUAUAAAAGGUUUAAAGUUUAUUUUAGAGUUUUCCAGAAAGUUCUAUGUAGUUCUAGUUCCACGUAGCUUUAAAGAUUUAUGAAAAUGAUAAUUGUAUCUAAAUGCUUAUUAAAAUUUUAGUUAAGUUUUAUAACUAUCUAUACUUUACUUGGAAUUUCCUCAAUAUCAUCAACUACAUCUUUCAUAGCUUUCUUGCAGAUUCUUUAGAUUAUAUACCACAUGUUGUUCUAAGUUACUUAUGAUUGUAUGAGUUUGUAUGAUUUUAGUAAAUGUUAUGAAAUCAAUUUAAAUAUAUUUUCAAAUAUCUAUAACUUUCCUAGUAGUCAUUUUUUAUAUUUAUUUUUAAAAUAUAUAUUUAUCUUUUUUGCCAAGAAGAGUAUUUAAUAGUAAUCAUAGAAAAAAUAAAUAAAGGACAAGUAAAUAUAAAAAAAAUACAACUUUUAAAAAGAAUGAAUGGAAAUAUAUGCCUAUGUAUGCAGGUUGUACUAAUUUUAUUUUGUUAUUCUUAUCAGAUAAAGUUAACCAAAUUAGUUACAGUACGUGAUUAUGGUAAAACGACAUAUACGUUGGCAGAUGAUGGCGUUGAUGAACAGGAAGAAAUAAUAAAUAUUUAUUCAUAUUUAAAAACUUUUUAAAAGUAAACGAAUGAUACAUAUGCUAACAUGUCAUAAUAAUAACACCUUCAUUUUCACCGACUUUCUUAUAAAAAUGGCAGGUGCCAUCGAUGGCACAAAACCACACUCGAACCAAACGUAAAAAUCUCAUUAGCGAUUGACCCUCGAUUUAAACUAAAAAGAUUAUCUUUAGGGGAAAUCUAAAGUCGAGUAGGAUUUGAGAGUCAUGUUUUUUUUCUGCUCUCAUACCAAAUAUUCAAAUUAUUUUUUGCCCCUAAUAACUGUAGGGUUAAACGUCCGUUAUCUCUACACAAAUGUUUUGGAUUGGUGUUAUUUUAUAGUGUUUAACAAAAAAGAAAUAAAACCUUAUUAUUAACAUAUGUUAGAUGAAAUAAUUUAUGUAUGAUGUAAGCUGAGGACGGGGCAUUAGAGCGUUGGAAGGGCAAAAUAUAAAAUAAACGAAUAUUUACAUUAUAUUCUAUGAACACAUUAUAAAAAAAAUAUUUAACUGUUGAUGAUUAAAAAAACAUAAGACAUCAAUGUUCUUUUGAAAUGAGGCCUUCGAGUGUCUUAAACAACACAGGUCAAAAAACAAAAUCAACUACUAUUUAUAAAUAAUACCUUGUUCUUAAUAGAAAUAUUGAGGAAAAAUCAUCUUUACCUCUUGUUCGUUUUCUUUAUUAAAUUUUUACCCGUGUGUGUUAAACACAAACAAACCUAGUAUAGUUUUAUUGGUAGGAGGAAUGAUCUAAUGACAAACAAAAAUUUAAUUUAAUUGCAAAGUAUAAUACCGGACUUCAAGAAUCAACAAGUAUUGUUGAAAUGAAAAAAAAUAAUAAAUGACAUAAAUGUUACCAUACUAAGACUGCUUUGAAGCCUUUGCGAGGACUGCUCCUAGGCAAUAAAUGUUUCGUCCCAGCUACAAUGUGAGCUAGCCACAAAGUAGAAACCAUGUUUAGAAUGCAUAUUAGAGGGCCUCUGUCGCAACACCGGGAUGGGAAAGUGGUGUUUUAGGGACGUUACAUAUAUCCCACUCCUCUAGAAAGUUCGACUGCGAAUGCUGUGAAAGCAGCACCACCAGCGGCCUGGUGUUGCUACGUUGAUGCCGAAUUGUCAAUCGAGUGGAUGGACGAUGGGUCUGUCUCGAUGGCGGAUGGGUCUGUCUCGAUGGCGGAUGAGUCUGUCUCGAUGGCGGAUGAGUCUGUCUCGAUGGCGGAUGGGUCUGUCUCGAUGGCGGAUGAGUCUGUCUCGAUGGCGGAUGCGUCUGUCUCGAUGAUGGAUGCGUCUGUCUCGAUGGCGGAUGAUUCUGUCUCGAUGGCGGAUGGGUCUGUCUCGAUGGCGGAUGAGUCUGUCUCGAUGGCGGAAUACCCCUCACGUACCCCUUUGUGGCCCGACUAGAAUAAAGAUUGGUGAUGGGCUAUGUAGAUGGCCAGUUUGGGGAGGGUGGGGGUAGUACGUUAGAGAAGACUUACUGAACUCUGUCUCGAUAGUUUGAUAUUUUUCUUAAGUGUUUAAUUUUAGAUAGUAAACUCUGAUAAAAUAAACGUAAAGUAAAUAAAGUUUCCAGUUCCAAAUCCUUAAAAGGUUUUAAAAUUCAUAUCUUGCAGAACUGAUAUAUAUAUAUAAUAAGAUAGUAUUAAUCUAUAUUUACAUUAUACUUAUAAAAGAAAUUACAAGAAGCUCCUACUAAUGGAAGGGACAGCAAUGACGUAUUUGAAGCAACGAUAAAUAGUUAUGAAGGAUCAUAUAUAAGACAGGUAAUGAUAUCAACAAGUAUAACUUAACUUCUUACAUGAAGUCUCUAUUUUAUACGUAAUAUUCUUUUGUGUAUAAUUAUUUAAUAUGUAUCACAUUAUAUAACUUUUAAUUAUAAUGGAUUAGAUUGGCAGGUAGUCAAUUUAUUUUUUUUGUUUUAAAUUAAAUUGCUUCUGUUUUUUCCAUUGAAAGCAUUUUAGUCGAAACUUCCGUUAUCUAAUAGCGUGAUCCUUAAGAUGUUCCCCUGCUCUUUGCAUUAUAUUUCAUUUUGGAUAGAUAGGCAAUUUUAGGAGUAUGGUCGUUUUUCCGAAGGACUUGAUUUCGUCAAUUUUCGGGGGGGGGGGGGGGGGGGCAAGACUAUUUGGGCUGCCGUGGCUCCUCUUACAUGACGCUUUUGAAAGAAAUAUAAGGAACGCUAACUUGCAGUGGGAGAUGAUCGUUGCUCACUUUUUCGACUAACGAGCAGCAGUGGUCGCGGAAAGUGCCAAUGAGCUAAUCGAUUGUCUCUUGUAGAAGGCAUGAUCCCAAUGCACGUAUAUUUACCUACUCUUAUUAUUGCAGAAGUUCCUCAAAGAAAAUAUAUUUUAAUGUGUAUUUUAAAAAAAAAUAUGCUGUAGAAUGUAAAAUUCAAAAUAUAGUGGAAUCUAAAAUAGAACUUAAAUUUAAAGAAGUGAUAUUUAAGUUGAAUUAAAACAAAAAAACUAGUGCUAGAAAAAAUACUGGAUUAAGAUGAAAAUGAAAUACUGUAUGAACUUCUGUAUAUAUAUUUUGUUAAAACUCUAUGUUGAUGGUUCGUGAAAUAUUGCAACCGACUAGUUUUUUAAUGUUUAAUAUUUUCAUCUUAGCCACAGAAUGUGGAUGAUUCUGUUGAUUACGAAACGUUCUUGGUUCGUGGAGAAACACGAAUCCUUGUGCCCUCUUCGGAUGACCCAAACCUAUAUCAGAAUUACUUAGAUGAAGGAUUUACGUUUCAGUUCACAGAAAGGUUGGUUUUGGAAUACUUAUUUGUCAGGUCACAUACGAAAAUAUAGUUUUCAACAAAUACGAACCUGUUUUCAUUUGAGAAAAGACUAAUAAAAGGAUAUGAACAGAAUAAAAGAGAAAAUGAAUUAUGUUUUUGUAAAGUAAAAAUAGAGAGAGAGAGAUAAAUGGUAAA